AAUGGGGUUCGUAGACGAUUUCACGUCCUUCAAGCUUGCCAGCCCAGCGGGACUGGUCCUCAUACCCACUCUCGGCAUUUCCGCUAUCUUGAGCUACUACAUCAUCAUCGGGCUGUACAACAUCACGUUCCACCCCCUCGCCAAGUACCCAGGUCCAAAAAGCUACGGCUUCACGCGUCUGACAUGGUCUCUGGACGUUAUUUCCGGAAAAUCAUGCUUCCGCCUCGCCGCCCUCCACGACAAAUACGGCGAAGUCGUCCGCAUCGGCCCCAACGAGCUCUCCUACACCAACUCGAAAGUCUGGAAAGAAGUCUUCGGCUCGCAGCCCGGCGGCAAGCCGCAAAUGCAAAAGGAUCCCCUCCACUACCAGAAACAUGAUAAGACGCCAUCCUUGCACGUGUCUGGGGACGCGGACCACACGCGCAUGCGACGCUUGAUAGCCCAUGCGUUUUCCGACAAGGCUUUGCGCGACCAGGAGUACAUCAUGCAGAAUUACUCGAGCUUGUUGAUCAGCCGAUUACGGGAGGUGAGUGCGGGCGGCACAACGGUGAAUAUCCGCCAAUGGUAUCACUGGGCCCUGUUCGACCUCUUCGGGGAUCUCUGCUACUGCGAGCCGUUUGGGUGUCUCCGGGACGGGAAGAGUCAUCCGUGGGUUGAUAUCAUCGGGGAGUCGAUCCAAGCUUUCGCGUAUAUCGGACUCGCGAGACGGAUUCCGGGGCUGCAGAAGCUGCUGUUCAAGAUGAUGCCGAAGAAGAAGAUCGAGCAGGCGGCGUGGCACACGAAGUUCAGCAGCGAUUUGGCCGAUAAGCGAAUGGCGAUGCAGACGGACCGACCGGAUUUCAUGAGCUUCUUGCUCAAGUAUAAUGAUGAGAAGGGAUUGUCGAUUCCGGAGAUUCGAUCGAACUCGAAUGUGUUGAUUCCAGGUGGGAGUGAAACAACUGGGACGUUCUUGGCGGGGACGACGUGGCAUUUAUUGAAGAACCCCGAUAAGAUGAAGAAGCUUGUUCAGGAGGUGCGCGGAGCUUUUGCUACUCAGGAGGAGAUCACAGUUGUCAAGUUAAACCAACUGAAAUAUCUUACGGCUGUUAUCGAAGAAGGCCUGCGGGUCUAUCCUCCAGUGCCCUCGAACAUGCCUCGAUCGAUUCCACCAGAAGGCGCAACAGUGUGUGGGAAAUGGGUACCUGGCGGAACUUCCGUUGCCAUAGCACCAUGGCCAAUGUUUACGAGCGCCGCAAACUUCUCCGACCCGCUCUCCUUCAUCCCUGAGCGAUGGCUUGGAGAUCCGCUCUUCGCGCACGAUGACAGGGCCGCAUUCCAGCCUUUCUCAUCUGGUCCCAGGAACUGCAUCGGAAAGAAUCUUGCUUACGCGGAAAUGCGCAUGGUAUUGGCAAAGAUGGUAUGGAACUUCGAUCUUGUAUUGCAGCCGGAAAGCGAGAAUUGGUUCCCACACGAAAUGGUCGUCGUUUGGAACAUUCCGCCUCUUCAUAUCAAGCUGAUUCCGGUGGUACGCGAGCCUGCAAUUACCGUUACCGAGUCGUGAAGAUUGUAUUCUCUCGGAGAAAACUUUUGUUCAGACGGAUGUAUGCUCACAGCUACUACGUUUGUUAGGGUAGCAAGGGCUUGAGGUUACAGAGUUUUGAGGAGGUACGAUAGAGUAUAAAGCAAUAGAAAAACUAUAUCACUAG
This is a messenger RNA of Mytilinidion resinicola, 1685 nucleotides long. RefSeq names its product benzoate 4-monooxygenase cytochrome P450. The record is from RefSeq and is a predicted model, not a curated record. The transcript has 4 exons. NCBI's taxonomy places the organism in Eukaryota, Fungi, Ascomycota, Dothideomycetes, Mytilinidiales, Mytilinidiaceae. The annotation marks the transcript as partial. Gene Ontology annotation, molecular function: heme binding; monooxygenase activity; iron ion binding.